CAAACCUUCGCAAGUGGAUACAAAAAUAUUUUACUAUAUAUAAAGACAAGUUUGGGGAAAGACUUUGCCAGAUCCCAUAGCUAUCGGCCGGUAUGUUAGACCUAGUGCACCUAGUAUUUCUGGAUUACUAUUACAAACCUUCGCAAGUGGGAAGAUAGAACUAGCAUACCAUUAUCGACUUUCAUUGAGUAUGGACAACUGUUAUAUUUGACUUCUUGGCGAAGGAGUCCACGGUUAUCACCAAAGCCUUUACUUUAUACUUAAUUUUAAUAUUUAAUCAUCUAAUUGAUAUUUUUGUGAACUUGUAUUGUUCACACUCUUUGGCUCUACUUAUAAAUUAUCCAGUAAUAGAUCUUUCACAAUCAAAUCUACCUAUACAGUCCACCCUAUGCCUUGACACAAUGUAUCCCAGGUUGGCUACCUUUCCCUCGUGAAAUCUUAGGAGACUCUGCAGCCUAUAGGCAUUCAGAAGAUUUCCAAUUCACCCGCUUGGACCUAAAAACAACUUACUAAAGGUCUUCCAAUUCUGCUUUUCUUGGAUCUUAUUGUGGGGUAUCCACCUUUUUCGCUAUUCUUUCUUUUAUCUUCCUAAUUCUUCGGGCUAUCUCUCAAGGUACGAAGCCACACCAAUUAGUCAUUCAUGGAAAGCUCCCAAGCAUAUGUAUUUGACAUGACAAUUUACAGAAUUUAUGGAAAAGGGCCAAAACUGCCCCUAAUCUAUUGGACAAGGUCUAAAAUGCCCUCCAUUCACCUAUUAGACUCUCAAAAUAUCCUCACUUUUAUCUUCUAGUUCAGAUAGAACCCAAGAUAAGUAAAAAAAGGUCCAAAUAUGCCCUUCGCACUAACAGUGGAAGCCAUGUGGAGUAUAUUUAGACCUUUUAGUUGCUUAGAGGUAUAUAUUUGGACCAUCUCAAUUGUUUAGGGAUAUGCUUGAAAUUAUUACAUGUGUAGCUCAGUACGUUUUAUCUUUCCGAUAAAGAUGCAUGUGUAUGCAUAGUCUAGAUAUCUCCUUUGACGAGAAAACAAAGAGAACUAAAUUAAAAUAUUAUUCAAGAAAAUAAAACACAUGAAGCUAAUAAAACAAAGAUUAAUUUUAUUUGAAGAUUGGAAAAAACUAUUUCUGACAAUUCAGUCGUUGUGUAAGCAAAUGACUAGUACUAGAAAUACUCAUACCAGAGAGAGAAAUAAUAAACAAGGGGAAGCGAUAAAUUUAGUUAGAAGGCAACAAAACUUACCAACAUGUGAUAACUUUGGACUGUGCUUUAGCUCUUUUAGACUUAUAGUUAAUUAAAACCAUUUUGGUCGAUGAUUUUAUCCCAGAUUGUAUUACUUUAAUCUCGUCAGAGACAAUUCACUUCUACAGAGAUAUGAUAUACUAAUAUUAUCUUGUUAGCCUAUACUUCUUUAUAUUUCUCAAUAGUUGUCUUAUGCAAAGUGAGUAAAGUAUACAUAUUCAGCAACAAAUAUAAUAAUUUGAAGCAUACCCUUAAACAAUUGAAAUCCAAAUAUACCCUAAGCAAUUACAAAGGUCCAAAUAUAUCCCACCAUGGCUUCCGCUGCAAGUGCAAGGGGGCAUAUUUGGAACUUUUUAAUUGUACAGGGAUAUAUUUAUACCAAAAAGAUAACAGUGAGAGUAUUUGCAGCCCAAUAGGUGAACAGAGGGCAUUUUUAGACCUUAUCCAAUAGAUUAGGUGCAGUUUUGGCCCUUCUCCGUAGAAUUUAUACUUGUGAUAGGGGUAAGAUAAUGCUCGUUUAAUACUAAAUUAUUAUUUGAAUCUGUUUACAUGAUUAUUUAUGACAUGACUUAUACCGUUACUGUAUCCGAGAAAGGGCAUUGACAAUACUUUUAAAAUUGUAAACAGACAUGUUUUUAGGCUUGUCACCAUUAAAAAUGGUUGUGGUUAAGCAUUAUUACUCACUAAGCUUGCGACUCACUCCUAGCUAAUGUUUUUUUUCAUAGACAACAGUUGACAUAAAUGAGGAUUUAGCAAGCUAGAACGCACGAGUUGACAGUUCUAAUGAGCCCCACAUUGGUUCGCGUGAGCAAAGAGUUUUUUAUUAUAUUUUUUAUUUUAUUUUUAUUUUUGAGAAUGGUAACAUGAGCAUAGAGUUUUAUUUGUUAUCUUCCUAUUUUUUAAAAUUUUAGAGUCACUCCGUUAGUCAAUUUUAUAUGCAGUUUGUGUUGUUCAUUUGUUUAGUUAGUUCAUGCGUAUCUUGGCUUUUAUGAACCUAUGAUUUCGUGUUAGACUUUCUUACCGUAUCUUGGAGAUGAACAAUCAUGUUGUGUUGCAAACAAAUGGUGGCUAUGGAUUGUUUUUGUUGGGUAUUGGUUGUGCUGAUGAUUUGUGAGGCUGGAAAAUUUUUGGAUAGUCCUAAAAAUAUGAGAGAUUAUGUCCAAUUUUCUGUAAGAUACCAGGGCUUGUUUGGGGCGCUAGCUCCUAGGCGCUGGUCACAGCCCUAAAAUGGGCCAUGACAUAGACCUCCAUUUCUCUCAACCUCACUGUUGCACUCACUCCUCCCAUCGCAGGUGGCGCCGCAUAGCGCGCGCUCUCUCUCUCUCUCUCUGCCUUUUUCUUAAUAAGAGUGGUAUCCUAGCUAGCUUGUGUGCAUCUCGCCUAUUCUACCGAUUACCUACGACCUCCCAUCAGCAUAAUUGAAUCCAUUAGUAAUGCCAUAUUUGAUAACAGAGUUGGGUUGGUUCACAUUCCUUCCAUAGACAGAAAGUAUACCAGUCAGUUUUAGAUGGAAAAAGUAAUCUAGAACUACAUGUGAAUUGUAGAAAGAUGGGGGACUGUUAGUGCUCGGCCUCAAAGUAUAGGGAUUAUUUUGAGUGGAAGUUCACAUUUAGAGGACUAUUUUGGGCCUUUUCUCCAUUUUGCAUGUGAGAAGAGCGCGUGAGAACAAAACAAAACAGCUCAAAACACUGUAUUUUUGCCAUAUAGCUUUCCUUUUUAUAAAGGUGUUUUCCUACAUUUUUAAUUUUCUUUUUACGUUUUCUUAUUCUUUUCCUUUUCUUUUCGUUUUCUCUCCUUCUCACCACCAUUCUCAAUGCCAGAAACCUAGGCCGGAGGAAACUUUUCCGGCAAUCUUCAAAACAUAACAUAUAUAUCUUUGAGUUCACUCUCCCAUAAGCUUUUCUUCGAAGUUCAAAUUCAACCAUUUUCUUCUUGAUUAUUGUUCCCUCUCAAUAACCAAAAUCCCAAAUCCAUUUACAAAGAGAUGCCAUCAAUACCCGAAGACCCAUUUCUAGCUCCAAACCAGAUCGAUUAUGUAUGCUCCCUCAAAAUCCACAAAUAUGGGAAAUAAGAAAAAAACAGAGGCCACUUUUUGGAUGGCAAAGGAAGUAGAUCUCUCUCGAAAAAAUGGUGAGAAUGGGGAGGAAGAAUCAGAGGGGUUAAUGGUGGUGAGAAACGGGGUUACGAACAGGGUUUUUUUCUUUCUUUUCAUCUUUAUUUCUUUCUUUUAUAAGGUCAAAACAAUAAAAAGGAGUAGGAUGAUGGAAAAGAUGGAAUGGAAGAGGGAUGGGUUGACUGUGAAAUGGGUUUAUCGGGAAAGGGACGGGGGUGUGCUAUAAACAAAUACAUUUUUUUUUCUUCUUGUUUUUUUCCUUUUUUUGAGUAAUACCUUUUUUUAGUAUUUUUACAUGGGUCGGUGUGUGGUCAUGACUUGCCAAGUUUAUAGUGGUGUUUGCUGCGUAAGAGGUACUAACACAUAUUGGAACUACUUCAGGGGGCGCUAGAACCCCCCGCAAACUUACAGUGUUUUCUUGAAAAUCACGGACUAAAACAUAGUACAAACUAACAAGUAUCGCCUACAUAGAUCUCUUCUUCCAUUGCUCCAUAGUUUUCGCUAGGUCUGCAUGGAUUCCUAUGGUGUUUUGAGACAACUCCCUUCCAUGUAAUUUUAGAUCUACCCCAUCUCCUUUUAACAUCAUCACUCUAUGCCAUGCCUUAGGAUUUUUUUUAUUUUUUAAUGUUUUUUAUAAAUAUUAUUCCACAGGUUUUCUCCCAAAAACCACUUUUCAAAGUCAGGCACUCUCAGCAUAAAGAGUUUAGCAUGGCUUUAAUCACAGUGAUGGUAGCUACUGCCUUUUUCUUGUUACUUUCUUGGGGGGAGAAAGGGCAUGCAAUACAGGCUAAUGUGACUGUAGCAAAAGAUGGCAAUGGAGACUUCAACACUAUCAUGGCUGCCAUCUUGGCCGCCCCAAACUACAGUACAGAGAGAUAUUACAUAAAGGCGAAUGAAGGAGAAUAUGAUGAGUAUGUAGUCAUUGAGAAACGAAAAGAAAAUAUAGCCCUAAUUGGUGAUGGGAUAGAGAAGACCAUCAUAUCCGGAAACAAGAGUCACGGUGAUGGAUUUAAAACCUGGGAUACUGCAACAGUAUUGAAUGCCAAAGGUUUCAUGGCACAAGGUCUGACCAUCAGAAAUUCAGCGGUGCCAGAGAAGGAACAGGCAGUUGCACUAAAGGUUAAUGGGGAUCAAUGUAGCUUCUAUCAAUGCCGGUUUGAGGGCUAUCAAGACACAUUAAACACACACUUUGGCCAUCAGUUUUAUCGGGAUUGCGAGAUUGUUGGAACCAUUGAUUUCAUAUUUGGAGAUGCAUUGGCUGUCUUUCAAAACUGCAACAUCACUGUACGCAAGCCGCUUGACAAGCAGUAUAACACAAUAACGGCACAAGGUAGGACACUAGAGACAAGACCAACGGGUAUAGUCCUGCAAAAUUGCACAAUACAAGCUGCACCAGAUUUGCAGCAAGAGGAGAGAAUAGUCAAAACUUACAUGGGAAGGCCAUGGGGCAAUUUCUCUCGUACAGUCGUCAUGCAAACCUUCCUUGGUGAUCUUAUUGAUCCUAAAGGCUGGGUCCAAUUUGAUGAUCAGCCACUCAUCAGACCAUUCUAUCUAGAAUUUAGAAACAGAGGACCAGGAUCUACUACAUCAGGGAGGGUUAAGUGGGCAAAGGUGACUGACAACUCCACAAUAGCAUCGACCUAUACAGUCAGACAAUUUAUCCAGGGACAAAAAUGGAUUCCCUCAUCUAUUCCCUACUUUUUAGGUUUACUAUAAAUGUACAUCUACUCUCAAUGCAGUAGUGGAAAUUUCUAUGUAAAAAGAGAUACUACUGUGGCCUUAAAAUGAAACUUAUAAUACAUUAAGGGUGUUAGGAAAA
Molecule: messenger RNA, 5167 nt
Organism: Nicotiana attenuata
Lineage: Eukaryota; Viridiplantae; Streptophyta; Magnoliopsida; Solanales; Solanaceae
Product: pectinesterase-like
Exons: 2
Coding region: 3973-5064 (363 amino acids)
Biological process (GO): cell wall modification
Molecular function (GO): pectinesterase inhibitor activity; pectinesterase activity
Source: RefSeq, a predicted model, not a curated record